This is a messenger RNA of Populus trichocarpa (black cottonwood), 1046 nucleotides long. Its product is annotated as DNA-directed RNA polymerase I subunit rpa43. Gene Ontology annotation, biological process: DNA-templated transcription initiation. The transcript has 6 exons. NCBI's taxonomy places the organism in Eukaryota, Viridiplantae, Streptophyta, Magnoliopsida, Malpighiales, Salicaceae. The coding region runs from base 87 to 785 and encodes 232 amino acids. The record is from RefSeq and is a predicted model, not a curated record. Gene Ontology annotation, cellular component: RNA polymerase I complex.
UCCAGGCUUUUGCAGCUUCCAAUGAAAGCCCUAGUCCCCAAAAUCCUUAAAAUCCAAAUCCAAAUCCAAAAAUUCAGCUCUCAACAAUGGAGGGAUUGAGCAAAUCGGUAGCCGAUUUGAUAGUUUACGAGCAUCCAUCGCAGAGCAAGGAUGUCGACAAAGCAAUCCUCCGUGAACUCAGCUCUCUCCUCUUCAAAUAUUCUCAGGCUUUCGAUGGAGUUGUACUGGCUUACAGUGUUGAGCCUCAAGAUAAAUGUGCGAGAAUUCUCUCUGGGGUUCACCCUUAUCUUGGUGUCAGACUACAAGCAAACAUGUUAAUCUUCUCGCCGAAGCCGAACAUGCUUUUAGAGGGGAAGGUGGUGAAGCUUACGCGGGAAUCUAUUCAUUGCAUUGUUCUUGGUUUCUCAUCUGCAAUUGUAACAGAUGAAAAUAUCCGCAACGAGUUAAAGUAUAAAUCUAAACAUGGCGAGGGGGUAUAUGUGAGCAGAUAUCACAAGCGACAUGUGAUAAAGGUUGGAGCUGUGCUACGUUUUGUUGUCAAGAGCUUGGAUGAGGAAAUACUACACAUUUCAGGAUCCUUGAUUCCAGCCAAUACUGGAAGUGUUCAUUGGUUGGAUAAAUAUUAUGUGGAUGCUGGAACUGACAGUAACAAGAAGGCAAGGAGACAGAUUGAGGAAGAAGUUGAAAUGCAAGAGCAGGUCAUUGUAGGCGGAGAGACAUUGCCUUUGGUUAAUGACCACGAAGUCAAGAGGUCAAAGAAACGUAGAAGAGCAGAAGAUCAAUGAAGGCUGUUGUUGCUUCCUGGUUGUUUACCAUUCUCGUUGUAUCUUUUUGAUCCCAGUCUGUUGUAUAAUCAGUCAAACAGUUUUAAUUCCUAUACAAAAUCUUUUUUUUCAUCCAUUUGUAUUCGGGGUUGAAUUGUUAUUCCUACCUAUUUAUUCUUAACCCCAACAUUGAUUAACAUUGACCUCUCACCAAGUACAUCUCUCGGGAUACAAUUUGUUGUAAAUACAAAUAUUUUACUUAAAGUAAUUUGAAUUUCUGUA